This is a messenger RNA of Salmo salar (Atlantic salmon), 622 nucleotides long. Its product is annotated as otospiralin. Gene Ontology annotation, biological process: sensory perception of sound. The record is from RefSeq and is a predicted model, not a curated record. Lineage: Eukaryota; Metazoa; Chordata; Actinopteri; Salmoniformes; Salmonidae.
UGAAGAUGGACAGCAACCCCAGAGCACAGGACAGGGACCGUUCAACGGGUACAGACCACAGUACAAUCAUAGAGGAUAAGGUAGCUGUAGUUUACUGUGGUCAAAUACGGUCAAACUCCUUGGCUCAGUGAUCUCAAUCAGCCUUGUCUGACAGCAUGCAUCGUCUGCGUGUCUCAAUGUUGGUCUGCUUCAUACUCCUGGGAUUCCUCAGUUUCACAGGAGCAGAAGAGACGGAGACUGCCACAAAGGAAGGCAAAGGCAGGGAAAAACGUGAAAUGCCCAACUGGGCCCUGUGGUCAUCAGACUUCACAGGCUGGUUGCAGGAGCUGACUGCCCAGGCUGGUUACGACCGGAUCCAGGACCUGGCCAGAACCUACUGGGCCCACUUCCCUAUUGCCAGUUACCUAGGUUACGACAGCCCCGACCAAGACACAGAAGAAUCUAAGGGGGUACCGGAAUGAAGUUUGGGUCAAAUGAAAUCUUUGGAGAAGUUUUAAAAUCACUGCCUUUUAUCUAUUGUCUGACUAUUGCAUUGAUCAAACUAUACCCUGAACAUGGUUAGUAGCAGACAGGCAUGCAUGCACGCACACACAGUUGAUGCUAUAAAUCUCCUUUAAACAAA